AUGGAGCGAGUCACUGACGCGGAAGCGCUGCGGCUGGCUGAGCUGCACCCGCAUGCCUUGCACCUGGUGCACCAACCCAUGGGUCACACCGGACACUAUAGCUUGCUGUGGGAAGAUAGGCCACUCGCUUCGGUGUGGCAACCAACACCAUGGUUGCAGAUAUGGCACAGGGAGGGGGCACGAGCCUUGCAACAGCAUUUGGGUAUGAUCCGCGUGCAACCUUCGCGGAUCGAGCCGGCAGAGCAACCCAACCAGCCGAAUGCGUCGCCUGCCCCCGCAGAAGCGGCGGCCGAGCCGAGCAAUCCGACGGCAUCCGACCAUUUGCAAGACCCGUGGCCCGCACCGGCCACGCCACCUUGCAGCAGCGGGUCCGACGUGGGCUUUGCUGACACGGAAAGUGUCGUGUCGUGGAAUUCACACCAAUCAAGUGAAGGCUCUAGUGCCGCACCCAGCCUUGCGCUGGAACCAGAGCGUGCAUGGUGCACGCUGGAAGAUCAACACUUGGAACAAAUUCAGACCAUCAGCCGACAGUUUCGUACCAAACCGUUGCUGCCACCAUCCGUGCCACACGUUCCGGAAGAGUUAGCCGACAGCAUGUCCGGCGUCCCGUAUCCAGCCUGCCACUGUGCCUUUGAAGGUUGUACGUGGUGCAGCGACGCACAGCCGUGCGUGGACGCAUUGCUCUUGAAAGAUCGAUGGAUUGUGCAGGGGGUCACUUGGCACUGCAGCAGCGGAGCCUGCUGCAACAACACCGCUGCCUGUCUGUGGGCACACUUGCGCAGCCAGCAUGCACUCGCCUUUCAGCACUGCCCCGGAGAUCUUGUGAGUUCUUACAUCGCAGCCUUGAAAGGUGUCGAAGAGCAAUCGGUCCCGGCUGUUGGUUGGAGUGUGGAUCGUCGCACUUUGCGACGCUUGCAUGCUGAAAGACAAGAAGAGCAAGCCGUUGCCCUCAUCUGUGCUUGCUGUGCUGCCGUCCUGCCCAGCGGACCUCGAAGCGAGAUUGGAUACUUGAGUGUGCAAGACAUCUUCGAGGCCUUGACGCCGGAAAGCUUCCAACAGAAUUGGGAUUUGAUGCAAUAUCGCACUUCCUAUGGCUCCCAUGCAGCCGUCCGAAGGCAACUCCACGGAGCUGAAUGGCAGCGGACCUUGCCGCAGACAUUGUUUCAAGGGCAGUCCAUCCUGUGCUGCCCGGAAGAUCUCCGGUGCAGCGCAUGCCCUGCCGCUGGCAUGCAGCUGUGCCGCCAGUGCGAGCUGCCACUGUGCCGAUCAUGUUGGAGCCGAAUGCGGCAAGGCGGAUUUAGUGGCAUUCCUUCGGCCCUCAGCAACGACAACUUCUAUGGCUAUCCGGCCGAGCUCCUCUACCAACAUCGGGUGCGAUGGAUAGAGACAGCGGCUGCUUCGCCACUGUGGACUUCCAUGGUGAGCUUUUACCUCGAAGCAGACCGCGGGCACGUCUUAGAGGAGCCUGUGCAUCGAGCCGAGCACCGCCUAGCCAUCCGCGGCAACAUCAGUGCCGUGAGCUUGCCAUGGGAAGAGAUCUACGGCCACUUUGCACAGAUGACACCCCACGAUCGCAUUGCAACCUUGCCGCAUGCGCUCCCUGCCUUGCGCGCAAUGGUGAAAGUCACGGUGAAAGGCAUGCGGCAUGCUGAGCUCGUGGAGUGGGUGGCCGGUGCCCAUCUUAGGCCUCAUGUGGUUGUUGCCCUCUUAGAUCACUUAGUAGACAUACACCAUCCCAUGUUCGCAGCCUAUGACGGCACGCCAGCCGAACUAAAGCAGCUGUUCCGAUCCAAAGUGCAGCGGGAGUACGGCACAGAAGAAAUUUGUCCAGUGACCGUCGAAGAGCAAGCCGACCUAGCUGGUGCAGCACCCACUCCACCUCAGACAAAGAAUGCAACCCCAGAACCCGCAAACCUCCCACAGUUUGGCGGGGAAGCCUUCUUGGGCAGCAGCCGACCACAAGUUCUCAGCCCGGAUUAUACCAGCAGCCAGGCAGGUGACACGACAACCCAAGAAGUGACGCGCCUCGCUCAAGUCACCCCGAAGGUCACCAUCCAGACGGGCACAGAAUUCUGGGACCAAUGGCAAACCGAAUACCUUGCCUGGGCUUUCCCCUUCAGUGUCCCAUCCCCCGUCGGUGGGCCGGACUUUCCGAAUAAGGAUCGUCCGCGACGCAAGGCCGACGCAGCGGUGCUAGGGCCAGUCCCACACCUGCGCUCCUUAGCCCGGCGCGUCGAGUCUUCGCUGCGAAACUCUUGGGAUUUAAUUUCAGGCCUACGUUGGCUGACGUUCAAAUGGCAUUCGGUCUGCCAAACGCCGCUGUACCGGGCCUGGGCAUCCAAAACCAACGCCCUCCAAGCUACACCGGCACACGAAUGGGUUGAGGCGGCCAAAGCCUUGUAUCACAAACUGCAAAAAGGCAAGUAUUUGACAGCCGGCAAGACGUUGAAGCCAAUCAACUACGAUGCCCGCAAGCUGUGGUUUGCCGAAGGCCUCACCGCGCCCGAAGCCCAGCUGCUGCGCGACAUCCGGCACACGCAAAUGACCUUGCCUGGGACAGUGGAAGUUCGGCGACGGAUUGGCCGUUUUCUCUUUGGAGCACGGGUCGAACUCGGUGAACCCAUCUUCAUGACCCUAUCUCCCACGACGCGGCACAAUGCCUUGUGCUUGCGACUCUCGCGGUACCGACAGCACGACCCGGGUGCGGGACCGCUUUCUGGCAAGCAGGUGCCACGCGUCUGGGAAGAAGCCGAGGUGAUUGUGCCAGUCCCUGAGUACGAGACGCGCCGGCAAACGUCCGUUCGAGAUCCCUGGGCCGUCGACAUAGCCUUCCAGUGCAUGGUUCGUUUUGUGUUUGCGGAGCUUCUCGGUAUCCGCAUGUGCUUCCGCUGCCCCAAUUGCAGCUGUCGCGAUGCCCUCGGACAGUCGACACAUCCCAUGGGAGGCAUUCUUGGCCUGGUGCUUGGAUUCUGCGGAGCCAUAGAGUAUCAAAAAAACAGCAACCCCCAUUUUCAUGCUAAUGUGUACGUCGCCACGGUGUGGCAACAGCCCCUGAAAAAAGUAGCCCAAAAAAUACAAGCUAAGGCCAUUACCCUGGAGGAACUGUUUCGGUACCAAGCCUGGCUGCACAAUGAAAGCCACUUCAACCUCGAACAGCAUGAAGCCCUCUUUCCAGCGUUGGAAAAAAAGUGGAUGCAAAACUUCCUUGGGACGGAGCAUGACAGGUUAUGCCUUUGGCCAGCUUUUGUUGCCGCAGACACCACGCCUUCGCCGUGGCUGCCACGGGUUGCCGACGGCGGGCCACUCCGCGUAGAGCGUUGCUCAUCGCCGGCCCAUGCUGCCGAAUCGCAGAACGCAGCUGCCCCGACUGCCGCAGCGAACCCACAGGCCUUGCAGACGGACGCCAUUCGAUACCGGCAACUCUACCAGACAGCAGUGCAAGUGAAGCUCUCACACCAGCAACACCAUAUGCACACGUGGGAUGCCAAGCACAAGUGCCACGUGCCGCUGCCUGCUUGCCAAAAGAAGGACGCGCCGAACAAAUGCAAGCAUGGCUUUCCAAAAACCAUCUGCGACGUGGCGCGCGUCGUGUGCCGGGGGAAUGCUCGCAAAUUUCGUCAGAGUACGGCUGGAAGACGAAAUGCACUUGGCUGCGUCCUCAAUCCACGUGACAACCAAUGGCUGUCAGGCACUAUGCAUGCAUUUACCCUGAUGUUCAUGGGCAACAGCCAUACCGGCAUCAAUUUCCGCAUCCCGCUAUUGCCGGAAACGCAUGACCCGGCAUGCGAGCGCAACUGCUUGGAAACUACCACCUUGCAGCGCCUCCAACGGCUGAUGCAGCAUGCCACGAAAAAAGCGACGCAAUACUUCACAGGAUAUUUGCAAAAACCCCAGCCAUUGGGUCGGAAAGAGCUACAACAAGCCGCCAAGCACCUGUCAUAUCUCGACAUUACCCCCGCGAAGGGCGCGGAAGCCCAGCACUACCGGAAAGUGUUGCAUCGAGUCUGCGGUGACUUGGAAUUUCGCUGUUCCGUCCGCCCCCUGACGGAAGAAGUCAUGUUGGCCAGUUUCUGGGACGGCGACGAACCCACGUCUGCCAAGUGCAUUCGCUCCUUUGCCGUCGUUCCCUUUGUCGGCAGUGACUGGUUAGCUCAGUACGAUAAGGCAACCGAAGUGCGGCAUCGCGUCAAGCCGACCCAUCACCGACAGGCCCACUUCAAAAGCAGCGAUCUCUAUGGCUGGCGGGGUCAAGAUCCGCGGGUGCGAUAUUUGAGCCCUUGGGAAUUCACCGCCCUGUGGGAAGUGAAACGGCUGCAGCCACCCUUGCAACACGAAACUGACUUAAGUGAAUGGUGCCCUGGAUGCGGCGCAGGUCCGGAACCGGCAGACGGAUGGCAAUUUGGGCGCGAUUACAGGUGGAAGCAACACAUCCUUGCCGAUAACUCCAAACACAUCGUCCCCUUGCCGAGCCGUGCCAGCACCGCCGCAGGAGCGGACCACUACUUUGUCCGCCGGGCCGCGCCCUUAGUGCCGUACCCAACAGCGUGCCCACUGCCCAAAGCCGACAUGAGCAAAGACCAGCAAGCCCGCCUGCUGAACAUCUAUCUCCGCCCCUGGACACUGGCCGGUGACGACGCCACGUUGCAUGUGCCACAUAUUCAGGCCUUGGACAUGCCCAUAUCCGAUCGCCAAAAGAAACCAUCCCAUCGCUGUGUCGGAAAAACUUCAGUGGGGUGUCGCAGUCACCACAGUGCAUGGAACGACUACAUUCGUCACCACAUCGUGUCUGCCAAUGCCGCCCGCACCAUUUCCAAUUUCUUGGACGACGUCGAGGAAGCAACCGUCGACGAAGCCAGGAAGCCGGACAGGGAAGUUGACACAAGCUGGGUUGACAUGACGACCGUGCAACGCCUGACUGCCGGAGAAGGGUUCCAAUACUCCAAACGGUCGGCCCAGACCGUCCAGAGUCUUGUGCACGACUGGACAACACCGCAGACAAGCACGAGCAACCAAGGGCCGCGGCAGUUCUCGACCGGCCUGCCAGACCCCGGCCCAGCACCAGCAACCGGGGCAGCUGGCGCAGAUCCCUUCGCCCAACAAGCGCAACCGCCACGCCCAGUGGCCACGAACUACGGAACCUUCAGGUUGGACGCGGCCCGGACGUGGUUGCAAGCUUUGAACCGGCCCGGGAUGACGCCAGCCCCCAACCCACAACAAAAGCAAGUUCUUACAGCCGUUGUGGAAAGGUGCCACGCCGAAGCUGUCGAGGAAAGGGCUGACAAGCAGAAUCGAUCAGAACCAUUUCGAGCAAUCUUGCAUGGGGUGCCGGGCGCAGGGAAAUCCCAAACCUUGCACUGGCUUCGCACGUUUUUCGAAACGGUGUGUGAUUGGCAGCACUUGCACGAGUUUGCCUUCGUAGCCCCGCAGAACACGCAAGCGGCCCUCAUAGAUGGAAUCACCAUUCACUCCUUCGCGGAUAUCCGCGUGCAGGGCAAGAAGCAGAAAAAGGAAACGGCUUUUGGACCAGAUCACUUCGUCAAGUACCAACACCUACGCUGGCUCAUCAUCGACGAAUGCAGCACAUCAGCCCUGGAAGUACUGGCCGUGUUAGAAAAACGCCUGCAAGAAGCGGUCCGUGCCAGGCAUUCGUGGAAAUGCCGCACCACCGGCACGCCCCGGCCCUUUGCCGGCAUCAACAUUCUGCUGGCCGGCGAUUGCUGGCAAUUCCCUGCCGUGAAAGCCACGUCCAUCUUCCAUAACCCCUUCAAGCACGGACAAAGUGUUCAAGUAGCGAACCUCCAGAAAGUCAUGUGGACGCAUGACCGAGGUAAUAUUCAACACCUGUUCGAACUCACCCAAGAGCAUCGUUGUGUCGAUCCUUGGUUAAGUGCAAUUCUCCAUGCCGCCCGACAUGGAGCUGUAACUCAAGAGCACUGGGCGUUUCUGCACGGCUUCCCGACCUUGCACGCUGGCUCGUGGAACCCCCACACAAACAAGUGCUCUUGCAAAAAGCCGGCCUGCGAUGCCUUGGCCAAGCAGUGGACCAAGGAAGUGAUGGAUCCGAAAAAUACAAGAACCUGGCAGGAUCGGCGCCAAGCAGAAUGCGAUGUCUGCGCGGCCGAACGCCGGCGGCGCUGCAUCGUUGCCGGAGCAUCCGACUUUGGGCCCAAUCCAAAAGACAGGAAAUUUUUGCAGGCACCAUUUGUGCAUGGACUGAAUGCUGCCAAGUACGUCGCCGCACUGCUGCGGGCCCGGUGGGUGGCGGCCGAGCAACAGCAUCUCUUGCUCUGGGUCGUGGCGCAGGACACGCCGCUCUUCCACACCGACCCUGACACGGAGGCCCAAGAGCUGCAGCACCGAAAAGAACAAUGGCUUCAGCGACAUGACCAGGCGACAGCAGGGAUAAUGGGAUUGUUGCCACUCUUGCCGGGCAUGCCUGUGCGCAUCACCCAGACCUUGCCCGAACUCAAACCUUGGGGCUUGUUCAAGAACACCCGCGGAUCCCUGCACGGGUGGAGCCUCGCCGAAGAAGACAUUGCGGCAAUCCCGGCCUGCCAGCAGCCGGAGCUGGUGCUCCAAAAAAUGCCGGCAUGCCUCUUUGUCGCCAUCCCCGGUGCCACCUGGCAGCACCGCCCAGGUCUUCCACCGGGGGUCGCUUGCAUUCGCCCGGUCGUGCAACAUUGGAAGCUCGAAGCCCACGGCACCGCCACGGUCGCCAGACGAGGUUUUCCGCUGGCCUGCGAUUAUGCUGGCACGGCGCAUUCGUUUAUGGGGGCCACAUUAGCUGCCUGCAGUUUGGACUUAGGAUUUUGGGACACGGCGGCGAACCGGGACUCCCAGCUCAGUGCCUACAUGUGCCUGUCCCGAGUAAAAAAAGCAGAAGACCUCUGCAUAGCCCGUCCCUUUUCCCCUAAUCUUCUAAGCCAAGGUGAACUAAUAGGCCCCGAUACGUUCCUCGCAGUGCAUCGGCAGACCCUGACCCUGGCGGACGCCAAAAGCAAGUUUGAGCAGGAGCAGGUGCAAAGGAAGCGCAAUCCGGAGACUCUUUUCUUUUGUCGCGGAUGCACCCCGAAAGCCAAAGGCGGGCACGGCCUCCUGCCGUUGCGCGACUUCACCAGGAACAAUUUGUGGCAGCCGGAUGCUUGGUUGGAGAUCGUGUGUCUCGGCAUGGAACGCUUGUGCAGCCAGUGCCGCCACCCAGAGCCGUUCGGGAACCCCACCAGCGCCGAAGCCGACGCCGCCAGCAAGUGUGCGUUUUGCAACAAGACCCCACUUCCGAAAUUCGGUUUUUGCAAGAAAUGCCUGUCGGAAGCAAGAUUGGCCUGUGCCCGCUGUGACGUUGGCAGAAAACUCAAACCCAAGACCUUGGCGGACUUCAGCCCCGCGGAAAUUCAACGCCGCAAAAAAAACAGAGACCUACGAAGAGCAUGCUGCAUGAAGUGCGAGCUGCAUCAACCGAACAAGUCCAAAGCAAAAGCCGGGCAGUGCCGCACGUGUCGGAACCUCGUCAGCGUGUCCCACUUGCGCCAGUAUGACUCCAAAGCCAACGACGGCAUUUGUCGCAAAUGUUGGCGGAAGGCAACCGACUUGGAGGCAGCGACCGCCAAAGUCUGCCCACAGUGCAGCACACCUUUGAAACCAGCGGCGACGCCAGGCUCGUGGUGUCAGAGCUGCGCCUAUCCACCGUGUGCAAGUUGCCAAAAAGUGGCACGGCCAAACAAAGGCCCGUACCACGCCAAACACAAACCGGUCUGGGUGUGCCCAGCUUGUACAGGAUGUCCACAGUGCCACAAACGUUUGAAAGCAGGUUCGCAACCAGGCACGUGGUGUCAAAGCUGUGCCUAUCCACCGUGUGCAGGUUGCCAACAAGUAGCUAGGCCCGGCGGAGACCACGCGUACCAUGCCAAGCAUCGCCCCUUUUGGCGAUGCGACAAGUGCGCCCCAGCAAGCUGUCCGAUGUGCCAAGCCAAUCCCUUGGGUCAAGACGCCGGCGGCGGACCCGACGCCGCGUGCCCACAGUGUGCGGAACGGGGUCCCAAGUGCGCCAAAUGCAAACAGCCAAUGGUCGGCCGCCCGCAUUCACACGGCUGGUGCCACGGGUGCGCCUUUCCGCCAUGUGCAGCUGGCUGUGGUCGACCGCGCCCAAGAAAUACCGAUGCAGAGCUUGCCAAAUACCAUGCGAAACGCAUGCCGCAGUGGACCUGCCAGCCGUGCCAGCUCUCACAGAACGAACCGGCCAAACGCCGUAAGAUCCAAGUGGACGACCAAGCAGACGCCUUGCCACCGCUGCCGCCGCCGGCGGAGCCACCGGAACAGAACGCCAGCCCGGCAGCGUCCUUUGGCCAACCCAAAAAAAGAAAACCACUUAGCACGCCCACCCCCGCGGAGCGUUACUCAGCGCCUGCAGAGGCAGACCGUCCAUGCUCACCUGCAGCAGUUUCUUUUGGCCAACCGAAAAAAAGACGUUCGUCCAGCGCCUGCCCGGGUUUUUCCUUGCCGGCAGAAGUCCCGGAAGCCAUGACACGAGGCGCAGCCAGCGCCAACCUGGAAAGCUCCUUGCCGGCACCUGUCCCAGAGACAGAUGAACCAUUUUUUCAGCCACCCGUUGCAGAAUUCACUACCACGGCGAACCACGAAGAACAGACAACUGGCUGCAACCAGGGCAAUGCCCAGGGGAGAGCUCGAGCGUUGCUCACGCCGCGGCUUUGCAACCAUUUUUUCAGCCACACGUUGCACAAUCAACCACCAAGGACACGCCACGAAGCCAGUGCUGCCAACACCAUGCAUUUGGACCGCCGCGGAUGA
Cladocopium goreaui is the source of this 8805-nucleotide messenger RNA. NCBI's taxonomy places the organism in Eukaryota, Dinophyceae, Suessiales, Symbiodiniaceae. The record is from the annotation of a GenBank genome assembly.